Molecule: messenger RNA, 914 nt
Organism: Trichomonas vaginalis G3
Lineage: Eukaryota; Parabasalia; Trichomonadida; Trichomonadidae
Product: protein of unknown function, DUF4106 family
Exons: 1
Source: RefSeq, a predicted model, not a curated record
AUGGAUAGCGAUGAGUAUAAAAAAGAAGUUGAAGCAAAUGUAAAGGCAGAAAAACUUUUACAGUUGCAAAACCAAACCGUACAGUAUGAAAACUUAGCACAAGAAAGUAAAAAUAACGACGCGGCUAUGCAAAAGGCAAUGAAAAGCGCAGAAUAUAUAAAAGCUAACAAUGACUGGUUAGAUGCCCAAGCCAACGCUAAAGCAGCUCAGCUUAUAGGGUCAAUAAGGACAAAAAUACAAGCGGAUGAAGACAGUUCAAAUGAAGCUUUAACAAAUGCUGACUUUAAGAACGCCUUCGAAGCUCUUCAUAGUAAGGUGAAACAAGUGAACGACUUCUCAUCUGGAAAGAAACUGAAGUCUGAAGGUUUCGACAAAGAGUUAAGAGAAGUAGCACAAAAUAUGACGAAAAUAACAGAUGCAGCAACGAGACAGGCAGUUCAAAGUGCCUAUGACGCCGUUAGAGCAACUGUUGUGAAAAGUCAAGAAAAAGAGUUACAACAGACCAAAACAGACCUAGUAAAUGCUUUCUUAAAAACGAAAAGUCAGGUAGGACAUUACGCUGCAGAUGGAACAUAUGUGCCAGCUGGUGGAACUUAUAUACCACCAAACCCUCCAAGAGAAGCACCUGCACCAGGACUACCUAGAACAUUUACAUCGUCACAUGGACACAGACACAGGCAUGCACAACAACCAGCACAACAACCAACAGUUCAAAACCCUGCACAACAACAACAACAACAACCAACACAACAACCAACAGUUCAAAACCCUGCACAACAACAACCACAAACAGAGCAAGGACAUAAAAGAAGUAGAGAACAAGGAAACCAAGAAUUCUUAAAAAUGCUUAAAGAAGAGUGUGGUUUCCCAGAUACUGUUGACUUUAGUGACAGAUAUAAAGAAGCUAUUAGAAA